This is a messenger RNA of Impatiens glandulifera, 2024 nucleotides long. RefSeq names its product amino acid transporter AVT1A. Gene Ontology annotation, cellular component: plasma membrane. The transcript has 13 exons. The coding region runs from base 303 to 1862 and encodes 519 amino acids. NCBI's taxonomy places the organism in Eukaryota, Viridiplantae, Streptophyta, Magnoliopsida, Ericales, Balsaminaceae. The record is from RefSeq and is a predicted model, not a curated record.
UAUAUAUAUAAAAGCUCGAAGAACGUAGCCAUGGCGGAAUUGAAGGUUGAUAAGGCGGUUUAAACUUGAACGAAGAAAUUUCUUGCGCAUGAAAAUUCUGCUCCGGUGAGAUCAGCCGGCGAUAAAUUAGGUUACCGGGCCAGCUCUCCUCUUCAAUUUCCAUCAUCAUCCUCAUCCUCGUGUUUCUCUCUCACACACACACACAGUUCGCUGUAAAAUCUGUCUUUAUCGUCAUUCCUUUGUCCUGGAGCUGCUCGCUGCCAAAACUCUACAGUUGCAGCUUCAGCCAUCCGUUUUCUGUCAUGGCGGAUAUGAAAGUGAAAGAAACGGAAUAUUUUUUGGAAGAGGAAGAAGGAGAUGAUAAUGACGCUAGUCUUAACAAGAUGAACAGUGAUAUCAGUAUUAAUAGUGCUGAUGAUGAUUCGCCUUUCAUUUCUCAGCAAUGGCCACGGAGCUACAGGGAGACAACAGAUUCAUACACAAUUGCUGCAUCACCAAGUUUUGGAAUGAUUCGUCGUCUUUCUAGCAUUAACAGAUAUUCUGAACAUGAUUUGGGAAUUAAGAGUAGUACAGAUUUGGAGAACAGUCUGCUUUCUGAAUCUGAUAAGGUUAUUCGUAAGUCUUCAUCAGCAUGGUUAGAUAAGGUUUCAUUUCAUGACCAAAUAUCUACAGGAGAGCUUCCUGUUGGCCAUGGAUGUAGCUUUACUCAGACUAUUUUCAAUGGUUUGAAUAUCUUGGCUGGAGUUGGGCUUUUGUCAACACCUUAUACUGUGGCAAGAGCUGGAUGGGCUAGCAUGGUUGUACUGGUUGUUUUUGCAGCUGUGUGUUGUUAUACAGCUUCUCUUAUGAAAUAUUGCUUAGAAAGCAGAGAAGGGAUCUUAACCUAUCCAGAUAUUGGAGAAGCUGCAUUUGGGAAAUAUGGUCGCCUCUUUGUAUCUAUUCUCUUGUACACAGAAUUAUAUUCUUACUGCGUGGAGUUUAUCAUCUUGGAAGGAGAUAACCUAACAAGACUAUUCCCGGGUGUUUCUUUGAACAUUGCUGGCUUUCAACUGGAUUCUCUACACCUCUUUGGAAUUCUUACUGCAAUAGUUGUUCUACCAACUGUUUGGUUAAGAGAUCUUCGUUUAGUUUCAAUUCUUUCAGCUGGAGGUGUUUUCGCGACUAUUGUAAUAAUCCUCUCGAUGUUUUCUCUUGGUACGUUUGAGGGAAUUGGAUUUCAUCAUACCGGUAAGAUAGUCAAAUGGGAAGGUGUUCCAUUUGCUAUCGGUGUUUAUGGAUUUUGUUAUGCUGGUCAUUCUGUAUUGCCGAAUAUUUACCAAUCAAUGGCUGAUAAAAGACAAUUUACACUGGCCAUAACGAUAUGCUUUGGUUUAUGUGGUUUUCUAUAUGGUUGUUCUGCUGUCAUGGGGUAUCUUAUGUUUGGUGACGGAACAUUGUCUCAAAUAACUUUAAACAUGCCGCCUCAUACAUUUACCUCUAAAGUUGCAUUAUGGACUGUAGUUAUCAACCCAUUUAGCAAAUAUGCUUUGUUAAUGAACCCUUUGGUAAGAAGCAUAGAGGAACUAUUGCCAACAAGAAUUUCUGAAACCAAUUGGUGUUUCAUUCUUUUGAGGACAGCACUUGUUCUAUCUACUGUCGUCGUUGCUUUCCUUGUCCCAUUCUUUGGACUUGUGAUGGCUUUGAUUGGUUCUCUUCUUUGCAUUCUUGUGGCACUUAUAUUGCCAACUUUGUGUUUCCUUAAAAUCGUGAAGAACCCAACAAAAACUCAGGUGGUGAUGUGUGGUGGUGUAAUUGUAGUGGCCAUUAUUGGUGCAGUUAUGGGAACAUACUCUUCUAUAGCCGAUAUUGCAAACCAAUAUUAAAUUAUUGUGCUUUCCUGAUAAGUUAGAUGUGCCAAAUGUGUCACAGAUAUUGCUCUUUUUAUUUUUAUUUUUUUUUGUUAUAAUUAUCUUAUAAAUUAUAAUUUUCAUCAAAAGGUAUUAAAGUUUGUAUUAAUAGAAUACAGAAUCUCAUUUUUUAAUAUU